AUGAACUUCACACAGCAGCUGUGGUCUGUGAAGGAGUGGGGCCGGGUGAUGGCCAGCAGAAGCGAGUACGUCACACUUGUGCACGAGGCGACCAACGAUGAAAAGUGGGGGCCAACGGGUCCGCAGAUGGAUGCUGUGUGCAACGCUUACACCCGCGGCAGCUCCGAGAUCCUGAACGAGCUGCGCAACCGUCUCAACAACCGUAACAAAUCGUGGCGGCCUUGCUACAAGUCACUGCUUGUGAUUGACUACCUCGCCCGAAACGUUGAUGGGCGUUACCUGCCGGAGAUCUGCGCCUUGGUGCCCCUCAUGCGCUCCAUCUCCACUAGUUUCUACUACACCAAUCCUAAGGGUGUUGAUCACGGCGUGUCGGUGCGGGAGCGGGCGAAGAAGCUCGCGGACCUGCUCAGUGAUGGCCUGCAGCUGCGUGAGGAGCGCGCUGUAGCGGCGAAUACAAGAGAGAAGCUCUCCCGCAACGCCCAUGAUUGCGGCGGCCCGAACAUCGACCCCUACGAUGGCGCGUACAGCGGUGGGUAUCGCGAAAACAACGAGCGUGACAAUUACGGUGGCUACGGCAACGCCCCCCGCCAGGCCUAUGACUCGUACCGCCCCUCCCCCCCUCCCGCCCCGGUGCUGGCCCGCCCGCUCAGUAAGGAGGAGCAGGAGCGGUGCGACAUGGGGUUGGCGCUGCGCAUGCAGCGUGAUGAGGAGCGGCGCAGCGGGAUUUCGGCCGCGCAGCUGGAGGUAAUGUACGCAAACAGGGCUCGCCAGAACAAACACGAGGCAGAGCCCCACAGGGUGACCGUGGAGGAAGACGACGAGAGACUUGCCAGGCGACUCCAGCAUGAAGAGGAGGAGCGGGCGCGGUCCCAGGGCCUAUCACUGCCGACGCUCAACUCGAGCAAGCCAUCCACCACGCCAGUAAGGCCCCCCUCGCCCAAGGUGAUUCCUUCCGCGGAGCUGGAGAAACCCAGUCAGCCUGAGGCGAAAGUGCUGGACGAUCUCUUCACUCCUCCCCCCGUCGCCCCACCCGCUGCCCCUGCCCCUGCCCCUGCCCCUGUUGCGCCUGCGGACCCCUUCGAUGCCUUCCUCAACGCCAGCCUGGUAUCUGCACCACCGCAGCAGAGCCCGUUGGUUCCUCAACAGCAGCAGGUCCUCCCUCAGCAGAAUGCAUGGGGGCACCCCCAGGCACCCAGUGGCGCUUGGGGUGCACCACAGCCGCAGCAGCCGCAGCAGCAGCCGCCGCAGCAGCCGCCGCAGCAGCCGCCGCAGCAGCCCAGCCUGUGGGGACAAUUUUCCAGCGCUCCACCAAGCAAUUCAUGGGCGCAACCUCAGCCGCAGCAGUCGAACUCAUGGGGCCAAUUUCAGCAGGGUCUCUCACAGCAGCAGCCCAUGGGCAAUAGCAGUAGCGCUAGCACGUGGGGUCAACCUACUACAUUGCAGACACGGGACCCGUGGGGCCAGUCGCAGGAGUCACCGCUGCCGCCGCAGUCAAGCUCAUGGGGCCAAUUUCAGCAGCAGCCUCAGUUGGGUAGUUGGAACCAGGUAUCUGCACCAGCGCAGCAGCUGCCCGACUUGUCGAACCGGCCACAGGAAGCUACCACGACGACGACUCAUAACACCACCAACAACGCGGGUAACUUGGAUAUGUGGGGGGCGUUGGACCAGUUCGCCAACCAACGCCACAAAUGA
Leishmania braziliensis MHOM/BR/75/M2904 is the source of this 1692-nucleotide messenger RNA. RefSeq names its product putative epsin. Gene Ontology annotation, cellular component: clathrin vesicle coat; endosome; plasma membrane. Gene Ontology annotation, biological process: endocytosis. The transcript has a single exon. Bases 1 to 1692 code for a protein of 563 amino acids. NCBI's taxonomy places the organism in Eukaryota, Euglenozoa, Kinetoplastea, Trypanosomatida, Trypanosomatidae. Gene Ontology annotation, molecular function: clathrin binding; phospholipid binding. The record is from RefSeq and is a predicted model, not a curated record.